UAACUUUACACAGCGAUGUACAUACAAUCACUUAAAAUGGAUAAAAUAAACCUGCUUUUGGUGUACAUUCUACGAAAAUAAUACAUAUUAGUAUGUAAAGAGAUCAUGCAGCAUCUCUGAGACUAAUCGAAAGAAAAAAAUCAACAGCGUGAGCCCCCAUAGACCCCAGUCCACCUCCUCAGAUGAACUUGAUGGAGUGGAAGCCAGGCACAGACAUAUAUAUGCCAUUGGUAUGUGAGGAUGCCAGUUCAAGAGCUGGUAGAGCUGUGGAAACAAAUGAAAACAAUUUACAAUGAACUUGUUUCAUGGCACAUCUGCCUGUUUCAUAAAAAAGUCCAGAUACAAGGGGAAUUUGUUAAAGUCAGAAAAAGAGCUUUGGAAAGGUUGACAACUGAAGUGAUGCAGCUGCAUGACAUUUUGCCCAAACUAGUAAAUGGAGAUGUCUUAGAGAGCUUUCAGAAAUUAGAUGCUAUUGAAACAAUUGUAGAAAGGAAAGAUCAUGAAUUAGAACAGUUGAGAAUGGACUGUGAACACUAUAAAGCCCGCUUAGAAGCAGCACAAGCAGACUGCAUGAAAGAAAAAAAGGAAAAAAUAGCAGCUCGACAGCAGCUGAAUGAGGCAAAGCAACAACUAUUGCAGCAAGCUGAAUACUGUACAGAAAUGGGUGCUGCAGUGUGCACGUUGCUAUGGAGUGUCUCUAGCAAUGAAGAAACAGUUAAAAGCAUUCUAGGAAGUAGUAAAGCUGUGAAGUUCUUUAUUAUUGCUGGUCAAACCAUAGAGAGUUUUGUGAAAUCAUUAAGUGAAGAUAUCAAACAGCAGGAUAUGGAUUCUGACGAAAGUCAGUUUGUAUUAGGUUUGGCAGGGAUUAUUACAAAUGUUGCUGCUUUAGCAUGUGGUCGUGAAUUCCUGAUUAAUUCAAAUCGAGUGUUACUAGAUACAAUGAUGCAACUUUUAGGAGACAUGAAGCCAGGAUGCUGCACCAAACUGAAAGUGCUGAUGCUGAUGUCCUUAUACAACGUGAGUAUUAAUGUGAAAGGUUUGAAGUACAUCAGUGAAAGCUCAGGAUUCUUCCCAUUACUCUGGUGGCUCCUGAAUGAUCCAGAUGCAGAGGUAUGCCUUCAUGUACUACGUCUUCUCCAGUCUGUGAUUUUAGAGCCAGAGAUUUUAACUAAGUCGUCUCCUGAAAUGCGGGACUCCUUGCCACUUCCACGGAUUCAUAUGCUAUCAAAGAGCCGCAAUGCAGAUCUACAAAUCUUGGCUCAAGAACUGCUGGAGGACCUUAAAGUUUUAGAGUAUGAAGUAUAAG
Messenger RNA from Sceloporus undulatus (fence lizard), 1306 nucleotides. RefSeq names its product heat shock transcription factor 2 binding protein (gene HSF2BP). NCBI's taxonomy places the organism in Eukaryota, Metazoa, Chordata, Lepidosauria, Squamata, Phrynosomatidae. Gene Ontology annotation, cellular component: cytosol. The coding region runs from base 241 to 1305 and encodes 354 amino acids. The record is from RefSeq and is a predicted model, not a curated record. The transcript is spliced from 8 exons.